UAUUGUGGAAGAAGCACUAGUAGUAGGCCAGUUAACUAUCAAGUUCAAGUGAUUAAUUCAACUACAGUUAUAAACAUAACUUUACUAUUUAGGCCAAUUGUAAUAACACUUCAUGUCUGCAUAACCGGAUUAUGAACAAACCGGCCAGUGGGGUCGUGAUUGAAAAGAAAUGUUAAAUUAGUCAGUGGAUGUUGAAUACGAAGACGAAGAAAUGCCAAAGAGAAAGUUUGAUGAUGAUGGCGAGGAGAAGGAGGGAGAGGUAUCACCGUCUCUAGAAUCAGACGACAGUAGUAACUGUAGCGCUCAAACAGAUGGCAGCACUGAUGUUCCUCAGUCAAUAAUAAAUAUGGAUCGUAAACGUAAGAAGUUAAAGAAGUCUGUCAAGUUUGAUCAUGUUAAAGUGUUUUAUUUUCCACGAGCUCAAGGCUUUACUUGUGUUCCUAGCGAAGGUGGUUCUACAUUAGGUAUGGCCAGUUCCCACAACCACGAUCAGGUAUUCACCGUUUCAUCCUACGCCAAAGAACAGAAACGUUUGCACCGCAUGAUCAUUGAAGAGCAACGUCGUCAAGGCAAGAGCUUUCCUAGUCCCUUAUUACAGAGUGUCGUACCUCAGAACGCGGAGGAUAUGUCGUCCGGAAGUGAUUCCGAUAGUGACUAUGACGAUUGUUAUUUCCUUCAACCCGUGCCGAUCAGACAGAGGCGUUUAAUGCUCAGAACAUCGGGCGUUAAAAAAAUUGAGAGCGAGGAGAAGGAGGAGUGUCGUGAUAUUCGCGUGUCGAGGGAAGUGUGUGGAUGCGACUGCAAGGUGUUCUGCGAUCCGGAAACGUGCGCUUGUAGUGCUGCUGGGAUUAAGUGUCAAGUCGACCGUCUAUCCUUCCCAUGUGGCUGUAGCAAAGAUGGAUGUGGUAAUCUGAAUGGACGAAUUGAAUUCAAUCCGAUUCGCGUUCGGACUCAUUUUAUUCAUACGUUGAUGAGAUUAGAACUGGAAAAAAAAGAAAUCGAGUCGAUCAAAGCGAAAGCUUUGAAUAACGUCAGGGAGGAAAUGAUGAAGGAUCAAAAUAACGAGCAGCGGGAAUCAAAGGAUAUCGAUGAAGAUGUCGAUGUCGAUCUGUCACAUUUUAACAGUAACGAACUGGGCAGUUGUCGCGAUUGUCAAAAUACGGAAGUGUGUAAUGCGAUGAUGCAAGAAGUACAGUACGCAACAAUGGGAGUCGAACAGCAGCAGCAACGCGCUGCUUUAACGCAAAACUAUUUACAAAAUACUAACAUGACAUCAGUAUCCAUGACGACACAGCCAAACACCACGGAUAACAUACACAACGUUCUAAUGUACAACCAGAAUCACACGGAUAGUAAAAAUGGCUACCAUGCGGAUAGUACAGUGUCUCAUGUUUACGAUUUUAAGCAGGGAGUUAACGGGGUCAACGCGGCGUACUCAGAUUGUUCUCGGGAAGGCGUUAACGGACAUUUCAAACCCUACAAUGGUGAAAGCAUAUCGUAUAAUGGAGAGGGGGGUAACAUUACUGCUGACGACAUUCAUUUUAAAUCAUAUGAAGGUACGCUGAAGUAUAACAUCAAGGAAAAUGAGAAUCAUAAAUUUUGUCAGAUGACCGAGCAGAAGUUUAUCUCGCAACCCGUAGAGUCCCCGCCAAAAUACACGGAGUUAAAACCAUCAACGACAUCUUAUAAACCCAUAUCAGACAUGCUGAACCCUAUUCAACCUACAGACGCAACAACAAAAGCCUGGGCAGACGCAGCCAAAACCUUCCCAGAAUCCAACACUUACGACACGAUACAACCUGUUUUAUCAACUUACACCACCAUGACAACUACAACACGCGACCGUCUGGCUGAAAACUGUCCCGUUAUUUCAAGUCACAUGACCAAGUUGGACACCAGUGAAUCAACCAAUGAUAGUUUCCUAGAUGAUGAUGGAACACAGCCAUUGGAUCAAUCAGAAAAACUCUCUCUACAUUCUGAAAGUUCGAUGGAUAGUUGCGAUGGACUCGGAACGUACGAAUGUGCCGUCUCGGACGAUGCCACGGUCACUAAACUUGGAUCAUCGGAAACGCAAGAACCGUUCGAAAUAACUAAUUGGAAAACGAAAGUUUCAAGUCAUUCGGAAAAAAGUAGUCCCAAUUUUGGUGAGAUAAUUAAAGAAUCCAUCGUAGAAAUCGUAUCUGCUUGAUCAAUUAAUAAAUCGUAUGGUAACCAACGGUACUAGACAAAGUGGCCGCAAAAUUGAAAUAAAUAUUGUGUUAGAUUCAUAUCAAAAACAGAAAUGAUAAUUAGUUCUCUUA
Patella vulgata (common limpet) is the source of this 2300-nucleotide messenger RNA. RefSeq lists its product as uncharacterized. Gene Ontology annotation, cellular component: nucleus. NCBI's taxonomy places the organism in Eukaryota, Metazoa, Mollusca, Gastropoda, Patellidae. Gene Ontology annotation, molecular function: sequence-specific DNA binding; DNA-binding transcription factor activity, RNA polymerase II-specific. Gene Ontology annotation, biological process: regulation of transcription by RNA polymerase II. The record is from RefSeq and is a predicted model, not a curated record. The coding region runs from base 212 to 2188 and encodes 658 amino acids. The transcript is spliced from 4 exons.